Molecule: messenger RNA, 408 nt
Organism: Neohortaea acidophila
Lineage: Eukaryota; Fungi; Ascomycota; Dothideomycetes; Mycosphaerellales; Teratosphaeriaceae
Exons: 1
Coding region: 1-408 (135 amino acids)
Source: RefSeq, a predicted model, not a curated record
AUGGCCGACCCGCACAUCCACACCUACCACUGCAUCUGCACCGAACUCGUCCUGGCCCUCUUCACGCCUCUGGAAAACCUGCCGAAGCGGAAAAGCGACGGCGCGCGCAUCUGCAAAAUCGCCAAAUCCGACCUGCCCGUCCCCGCGGGCGUCGUGCUCUCCGGCUCUACCCUCGAUGCUGAGGAAGCAGUCGUGCUGAAGCUGGACGACGGUUUCGAGAAGCGCUUCUUUGUGCGGUGCGGGCGCUGCGAUUUGAGGGUGGGGUAUCGGCUUGAUCGGAGUCAAUUUGGGGAGGAUGAGGCUGGGGUGCGGUCGGACGUGUUGUAUUUGAUGGCUGGUGGGUUGGUGAGUACGGAGGAUAUGACGGCUGGAAAGAAGUUGGGCGAGAAUGAUGGAGUUGGGGAUUGA